Molecule: messenger RNA, 2343 nt
Organism: Paramisgurnus dabryanus
Lineage: Eukaryota; Metazoa; Chordata; Actinopteri; Cypriniformes; Cobitidae
Source: RefSeq, a predicted model, not a curated record
AGGUCUAGGGGCUAUGUAAGUACCAUAUAAGUUUCAAAAUAGUCAUUUAAGGUUCAAAUGAGCAUGGCCUGCUUGAACUAGCUGUGAGUUAAAACGUCUCGUUUGUACUUCCGUAUAUUUGCUACGUCACCGAGUAACAGUCGCCGCCUUCAGUCUCCACCCCGAGCACUGUCCACAGUCCACCGCCCCACCCCCUUUCUGUCACAGAAACACCAGAGAGAAGAACGAACCGUAGAGUAAGGCGAGGAGGAAUAUCGCACCAUGUCAAGAAAACGCUGUUCAAUCGAUGGAUGUUUUGAAAACAAAUCAUUGCACAAGCUUCCGAAAAACGUGAAUAUACGAGACCAGUGGCUAAUGUUCAUUUUUUCGGAAAUUCCGCAAAACUUCAGUUCAACAAUUUCCGUCUGUUCCAAACAUUUCUCAAGUGACUGCUUCGUCAAUCUGGCCCAGUUCAAUGCGGGUUUCUGCAAGACUCUCCUGAUCAAAGCUGAUGCAGUCCCUACUUUGUUGGGUCCGACUUCAAAUCCACAACCCGGUACCUCACAAGAUUCUCAAACGACCAUCACCACGACCAUCACCCACAAACAUGCAAGCACCCAAACUGACCCCCCACUAAGGAAAACAGUUGGCACACAGCUUUCACUUGGAACACUAGCAGAACAUGUGAGAAGCAAAGCCACACAGACAGACACCUUUUUAGGUGAAAUGCCACUAUUCUCAACACCAUUGAAGGGGAACGUGAGUGGUGUCCUGGGUUCAAGACCAGCAAAGAGACCACGCCUUGAGGAGGAUGAAGAGGAGGACACAUCAAUUGAUAUUCCUGAGCCUCAAGACUCCACAUACAAUCCAGAAGAUUCUGUGACUAUAGUCACAGAAUCAUCACAGGUGUUACCCACAAAUGGAUACAGCGACACCAAGUACAUUGUUUAUGGAAGCUGCCUCUUUGAGCUUUUUGAGACCUGUCCUGUGUGCCAACGAGUUUGUGAUGUCACCCCACUAAGACGUGGAACUUUCUUGGCCAUAGACCAACUGUGCCCGCACUGCCAGUACUCCAGAAAAUGGAAGAGCCAGCCUGUCUUUGGAAGCAACCCUGCAGGGAACUUGCAAUUGUCAGCUGCCAUAUAUUUUAGUGGUGCAUCUUUCAUUCAGCUUGAAAAGAUUUUCAAUGCGAUGCAUAUAGCGUUGUUUAAAUACGACACUUUUAGAAGACAUGCUCGGAUGUACCUGGAACCAACCAUUAUCCAUAAAUGGGGGAAGGACCAGGAGACACUUCUGCAGCGUCUGAGCCAACAUGACAAGGCCAUAAUUGGAGGUGAUAUGAGGGCGGACUCACCAGGACACUCUGCAAAGUACGGAAGCUACAGUGUGAUGAACCUUCGGGAAAAAACGAUAAUUGAUAUUCAAUUGGUGCAGAGUAACGAAGUUGGUGGUAGCUACCAUAUGGAACUGGAGGGCCUGAAAAGGAGCCUUGCGAUGCUGGCAGCACGUGGUAUCGAGUUGGACUACAUUGUCACCGACCGUCACCCACAAAUACAAAAAUAUCUCAAAGACAACAAUAUCAAACAGUUUUAUGAUAUCUGGCAUCUGGAAAAAGGCUUGUCAAAGAAACUGGACAAGAUUGCAAAAGAGAAAGACUGUCAAGAAGUGAGAAAAUGGCAGCGUAGUAUCAAGAACCACGUAUACUGGACUGCAACAUCAUCCACCUCUGGACAAGAGAAAGUGGCAAAGUGGAAGUCACUCGUCAACCACCUGCAAGACAUCCACACUCACGAAGAUCCCCUCUUUCCAAAAUGUGAACAUCCAGAAAAAAGCAGCACAGACCCGAGCAAGUGGUUGCAGCCAGCUUCUAAACCACUUUACAAAUUGGAUAAAACAUUAAUGAACAAAAGGGUCCUGAAGGAUGUCGAGAAGUUGAGUCACCAUCAUCAGACUUCUUCCUUGGAGGCAUUUCACAGUGUAAUCUUACGUUUUGCCCCAAAGAACGUUGUCUUUCCUUACCUUGGAAUGCUGUGCAGGUUAUACUUGGCGGCCAUGCACUUCAAUGAGAAUGCUCACCGCACACAAGCAGUCUCAGCUUCUGGAAAGCCUAUUUACAAAAUCAAGUUCCCAAAAUCUAAGAAGGGGGUAUGCACUGCAAAGCCAGUAAAAACAGGGCAAACAUACAACUAUGUACAGGAGCUGAUGGAAGUCCUUUUUGAGAAUGUCUUUGACGACCCUAGACCAUACAUCAUGGAGGUAGAGAAGAUCAAAAUACCAGAACCACUUUCCUCUCAGUAUGAAAGACCUCCCAAGGAUGAAGUCAUCGCUGGCUACAUGUCACGCUUCAGUCGAGAGGUGGUCUAA